This is a messenger RNA of Brassica oleracea var. oleracea, 1639 nucleotides long. Its product is annotated as putative F-box protein At4g17565. Gene Ontology annotation, molecular function: protein binding. The coding region runs from base 121 to 1269 and encodes 382 amino acids. The transcript is spliced from 2 exons. Lineage: Eukaryota; Viridiplantae; Streptophyta; Magnoliopsida; Brassicales; Brassicaceae. The record is from RefSeq and is a predicted model, not a curated record.
UGUCGGGGGCGAACUGGUCGAGGCUUUGUACGAGUCUCUUCCUAGAAGAUUUAGGAGUCUGUUUGAUUUCGUCGUAUAUAUAGAUUUGUGUAGAGUGAUUGCUAAGCAGGAAUCAAUUUUAUGGAGAUGCGUAGCCCGAAGCUCCGUAAACGCGAAGAAGCUGCGACGGCGAAGUGGUCGAAUCUUUGUCUGGAUGUGAUCCAGAUGGUGUUGGAGAAACUGAGCGCCACCGAUUUCAAUCGAGCCAAGGCCGUUUGCUCGGGAUGGCUGUCUGCAUCUAGACAAAGCGUGCGAAAACAGAAUCAAACCCCAUGGCUGAUUCUCUUCCCUUACGAGAGAUCUUACGGCUAUUCUUGUCGCAUGUUGAAUCCUGGGGAGAAAGGUUUGGUGUACAGAAGUCGAAACCUGGGUGUGGAGUUCACGCAGAGUCGGUGCAUUGCCACUUGCGGAAGCUGGCUCCUUAUGUAUCUUGUUCGUGGCGGUCGACCCAAGCUUUACAUUCUAAACCCCUUGAGCCGGGACAGAAUCAAUCUACCUCCUCUGGAGUCCUGCAAAAGCGACAAUAUCUUCUCGGCUAAACGUUUUUGUAUCGGCGACCAACAACCCAGAAGAGAAAGUGUACUCACUGACCUCUCAUCCGAGUGGGAAAAAUCAGUUUUGUGGGUAGAAGAAAGAUGCAAAAAUUACUUAGUGGUUUGGUCACAUGGGGCUCGUCUUUUCUUCUCCAAGAAAGGAGACAAUGUUUGGAGGAUGUUUCAUGUCCGGAUUAUUGGGUUAACCGACUUUGUAUGCAAAGGCCUCAUGCUCUACAUGUAUAUUAGGCUUUCUUUCAUUGACAUCUAUGACUUCUCUGGGGACUCUCCUGUUGCUCUAACCCAUCCUCCAUAUCCCUUCUACCGUCGUCCUCGUUUCUUGUCCCCUUUCAUAAUCAACAGGAUUGCUGUUACUACAUCUGGUGAGGCUCUCUUGGUCACAAUAUACAAUAUCCACAAAACCUCCCGCACCUUCUACGUCUACAAGAUGAACCAUGCCACCAACAAAUGGGAUGAAAUGGCUUCUUUGGGCGACCAGGCUUUGAUCCUCGACCUUGGAAUCACCGUCUCUGCCAAAGAUGUUCAAGGAUUCAAGUCAAAUUCUAUCUAUUGUAGUGGUGUCGGUUUUGGCACUGAUCAUAUAUUUAUCUACAGUCUCGCUACUCGCAAGGUAGAACCAUUUAUGGCUUCAACUAACAAGUUCUUUGAUGCUCGGUGGUUCAUCCCGAAUGUGUGAUAUUGGCGUAUUCUCAGGAAAUUUAUGUGUACUGGAUGACGUAGCUGGUGAGGCGCCUGAUCAAUUUUCUUUAUAUAGCCAAUAUCUCCGAAUCUAUUUUGCUGAGUUUGGUUUGAAUCAUUAAAUAAGUGAGAGGUGCCUGAUCAAUAUUUUUAUGUUCAAAAGUUCGAAUCUUGCUCACUGUAGUUUAUCCUUCAAAAACCAAGGUAGCAAAGCAGGGUUUUAAUAGAAGGUAUGUGUAAUGUUUUAAUUGUUUACAUUCGUAGUUUUCUUUCAAUGUUGCAACUUUAUGAGGAUCUGAUUACAAGUUCCAGUGUUGUGUUAUUUGCUAAUGUAGCAGAUGUGUUGUAUCCCUAGAGAGAAAUUUUUA